Mytilus trossulus (common blue mussel) is the source of this 1613-nucleotide messenger RNA. RefSeq names its product neurotrypsin-like. Bases 75 to 1613 code for a protein of 512 amino acids. The record is from RefSeq and is a predicted model, not a curated record. The transcript has 10 exons. Gene Ontology annotation, cellular component: membrane. NCBI's taxonomy places the organism in Eukaryota, Metazoa, Mollusca, Bivalvia, Mytilida, Mytilidae.
UUAUUAAAAAUAGUCACUUUUUAUACAGAAGGGAUAUUUUAGUAGAUAUAACUUUAUAUUUCUAAUAGUUAUAAAUGGACUACAAAGUACAUUGGAUAAGUGUAUGCUUAUUGUAUGGCGUUGUGCACCACAACAAUGCUUACAUGUAUGAGGGCUAUGAUGUAUACAGGCGUCCUGAAACACAUGAUGUAACAAGUGUACCUGGAUUAGAAUUCCUACCACCUUAUUAUAGCAAUUAUGGAUCAGGAGAAAACAAUCAAAUCAUUCUUAGAUGUAAAGUACGCAGUGAUGUACAACCUAACUUUAUGUGGGAGAAGAUAGAUAGCAUAACAUCUGAGAAAAUCACAAUCAACGUAAUUGGGAAUAGCAGAUAUUCGAUAGGAUUAAGAAAAUGGCCAGAUCAGCAAUAUACGAGUAAACUUUUGAUAAGAAAUACGGAAGCUUCAGACUCUGGAAUUUUUAAAUGUCGUGUUGAUGCCGGAGGAACAAAAGUUUUAGAAAGACAAUUUAAAGUUUCUGUUCAAGAAUCAGUAUUAAGCACCACUAGACUGGAAUCAUAUACACAGGAAGGAGAAGGACUUGUUGAAGUUCUCCAAGAAAACAAAUGGAAUCGGUUUGACUUCCGGGGUUUCAGUACAAUAGAGGCAUCAUUGGUGUGUAGAUCACUUGGAUAUCCGUAUGGAGGAGUACCACGCAAUCGCUUGAUAGAUGACAAACCUGUGUUUGAAACUCUACUUACUUCAAGACGAAAUCGACAUCGUAUGUGUAUAUUUGGACUCCGGUGCUCUCCGAAUGCAACAGAUAUAAGUCAGUGCGACUGCCCGGAACCGAAGACCGACUGUAUGUUUCUGGUUGGAGUAACGUGUAGAUUACAACCUAUAGAAAUUCCAGAUGUACCAGUUCGAUUGACAGUGAAAAUACCAGGCAUGGAUCUCAAGAAUUUACGCGAAGGGGUUGUUGAAGUGUUUUUCAAUGGCCACUGGGGAUUUGUGUGCUUCAACGGAAGUAACGGGCCAGCAGAAGUCAAUGCACUUUGUCACACACUUGGUUUCAGGUUUGGAGGUCUGAGUUAUAAAAAACAAUAUGUUUACCUUUCCAAUAAUUCAUUGGACAUGACGAGAGAGUACUUACAAAACAUCACAUGUCCCGAGAACGCAAUGCAUUUUGAUGAAUGUAGGCAUACAGAUUGGGGAGAAAGAUGUGAGGCAACAUCGUGUGGAUGUGAUCUUGGAGUUUCUAUGGCAUUGGCUAUAAGAUGUUGGACCGAUAUGGAAAUGAGUAUGAAUCCAGAAGUACGUGUACGACUAGCAGGAUCGAAUACAGAAAACGAAGGAAGGGUUGAACUAUACAACAACAACAUUUGGGGAACUUUGGCAGACACAUCGAUUGGAAAUCCGGAAGCAGACGUGUUUUGUAGAAUGAUGGGUUAUAGGUAUGGAGGUGUUCCCAAAUAUAAUUUCCCCCCUGGAAAAGGACAAAUGUGGAUAGACGACAUUACAUGUCCUCCGAAUGCCGACGAUUUACAGGAGUGUAGUUUUGAGUGGGAAAGUGGGACAGUAUGGUCUAUGAGUGCAGUGGGGGUGAAGUGUAGGACAGAACCCAUUGAAGGAUAA